UUUCAAAUAUUUAAUUAUAACGGCCAUUCUCCUACAUCUCUAUUGUUCACAUAUUCAUCUAAAUACAUAUAUAUUUUAUUUAACAUAUCAUGCCACAAACUACACAUGGAAACCCCUUUGAAACUAACAUUUUGGUCAAAUGUGAACAACGCAGUGACAUGCUGAAAUCGUUUUUCGUCCACGAACUGCCGCCCAACUGUACCAUCUCGCAUCUCCGCGAGAGAAUCGCUGAAGUCGAAAUCCCCUUUAGUGACUGGGAGAUGGCAUUCCAAAAUCCUCGCUCCGCGCACAAAAAGUCUUUUAAAAUUCUCAACAGCAAAAAAUCGUUUCAGGACUAUGAUAUCCAGUGCUGGGACUGUAUUUAUGUAAGGCCACGCUCCGAGUCCUGUGCGCCUGUAUCUGCUGGAAGCACGCUGUAUCUGGCUAAUAUUUGCCGCGGUAUUGCGCACAAGCUGGCAUCGCUUGGGAAGUUUAUUGUGUACAAAAAGGCACGUAAUAGCAAAGGCAACUACUCUAAAAGAGAGUUGGAUAAUGGGGUGUUGCCUGUUAGGCCUAUAUUUUUAGCAUCGUCGAGCUCGCUAGCAUCCGUGUCCAAUGCUGGCAGACAGCUGCAGUCCAGCAAGCAGGUGGAGGAAACUCAUUGUAUUUCAGUGUAAAGGCAAACAAAACCCAGCGAAUUAAGCAUGGCAAGUCUUUUUUGAUUAAAUUAUUUUUCUCUGUUUACUAUUAUUUAUAAACCUAUUACUGCAAGUAAAUAAACCUGCAAAAGUCAUAAUCAUUAUACAUCAAAAACCCUUUUUUAG
Molecule: messenger RNA, 803 nt
Organism: Kickxella alabastrina
Lineage: Eukaryota; Fungi; Kickxellomycota; Kickxellomycetes; Kickxellales; Kickxellaceae
Exons: 1
Coding region: 90-656 (188 amino acids)
Source: RefSeq, a predicted model, not a curated record